Sturnus vulgaris (Common starling) is the source of this 305-nucleotide messenger RNA. The record is from RefSeq and is a predicted model, not a curated record. NCBI's taxonomy places the organism in Eukaryota, Metazoa, Chordata, Aves, Passeriformes, Sturnidae.
GGAGACUGAAAAACCUCUUCUUCCCCAGUCCAUGCAGGUUAAACUUGGUUUUUAUCCUGUGGAUCUCCAUGACAUUGCUGUGCUCUGGUUUCCCAGCUGCUCCUUCCAUGAGCUCCAACCCUUUCUAUUUGACGUGCCAGCUGUUGGGGAGAUGGGAUUCGUGCCUGGUGCUGCUGAGCAGGUGCCUGUCCCAGGUGGGCAGGGACGAGGAGCUGGCCCUUGCCAAGCCUCUCCACAAAAGGUCCUUCCGCAACGGCGUGGGAGCGGGAAUUAAAAAAACUUCCACGCGAAGGGCAAAGUCCUGA